GUAAGAUAUAAAUUGACCUUCAUUAUCUACAUUAUCCACUUUAAGUUGACAUAUAAAAAAGGGCCUCAGUUACAAUACGCGAAUUGUGGUACCAUCGUCAAGGAUAACCAUAGUCCCUGGAAGAUAAUUAUCGCAUUAUUAUGCCCAUCGUCGUUUGAACCAAAUUAAACAAGCGUUUCAUAUCCUAAAAAUAACCUUUUGAUACAAUGUUGCUAUCAGUAAUUGAAUUCCUCUUAAGUGGGGAUUAUUCCUCUUUAAUGUGAAUUAUUAUUGCAAUUUGUUAGUUCUUGCGCUCACCAUACCAAAGCACAUGUGUUACCUCUCCUCUGACAUGAUAAUUGUAUCAGCAAAGGAUUCAUCACAGCGAAUAUUUAAAGUGCUUCAGUCCGAACAUGUGUCUCAGUGACUCUGCAACAUGAAGGUGUUUGUUUGUGCCCUGUUCCUGCUAGGACUUUUAACUCCAACUCGAUGUUCGUCCCGAACUCAACUGAUCGAAGAGUUUCUGGAGAAGCGUUCCAUUACCAGCCUGAUGUUACUCCACUGUGUCCAGGAGCCGGUUGAUCAGGAUGUGAUCCGCAUCGCAUCAGCCCUUCGCCAGUCAUUCCAUGGCAGCGUGUACUACCUCGACGUGACCGGCGCCCACUUUCGACGGCAUUUCCAAUGGCACAUGUUUUAUGAGCGCUACAAAACGGCCAUCACUCUCAACCUGGAAUGCUCCGGAAUGGAAUCAGUUCUGAGUCACCUGUCCGAUAAUGCCUACUUCAAUGAUACCUUUCAUUGGCUUAUGUUUGGUGGACGCAACUUUGAGCAGGUGACCUGUUUGCUGUCGGCUCAGAACAUUAACUACGAUGCCUCCAUCAUGCUAGUGUUCGAUCGUGGCGAUCGUGCAGAUGUUCCCAGGAUUUUCGAAGUGUAUGAUGUACGGGGGACCGUUAAGCGCCGUGGGGGUCGAGUUAGUUUCGAGCUGUUGGGAACAGUUUCUUCGUUGAACCAGCUGCCCAAAAGUCGGGCUCGCAGCCACGACCUGGAGGGCAUUGAGCUGUGGACAGCGCUAGCGACCAUUGACAAACUACAGUCGCAAUCAUUCAUCGAGUACCUCAACCCUGUAAAGAGACAGACAUCGUACACCGCAACCAUACACAGCUAUCAGCUGGUGAAGUUGCUUGAGAUGAAGCUGAAUUUCAAGCUCAUAGUGAUAUUAACCGAAGAUUGGCGAUUUGAUCUGAUCGGCAAAAACUCAUCACGAGGUGUAGUGGGCCAGCUACAAUCCAAACAGGUCGAUUUUGUGACCACUCCCUUUGGACUCACGACGGAGCGUAUUGCAAUCUUCGAAACAACCAUCGAAAUAGCGCACGGAACCUUCUACACCGUGUUCCGGCAUCCGAAAAGUUUGAACAAUAGCAACAUCUUCAUGCUUCCGUUCACGAAUAUUGUUUGGCUUGCUAUUAGCCUGAUCUUUGGCGCGGUAGCACUACUGAUCGCGCUGCUGAUCGUCUGCAUUCACCGGACAGGUCGCAGUAGAUCAACUCUCGACUGGCUGGUGGAACAGUCGCUGCUCGGUACGCUGGGAAUGGUGUGCCAGCAGGGCAUCCAUCAUCGCAUCAUUUGGUGGAGCUCGAACCAAGUGCUGGUACUGGUCGCGAUGUGCUCCUCGAUGAUCCUGUUCCAGUUUUACUGCUCCUUCAUCGUGGGCUAUCAGCUGAUCACACCGCCAAAGACGAUCAACACGCUGCAGAAGCUGGUGGACAGCGAGAUAAAGAUGACGGUCGAGAAUCUGAGCUACCACCGUGACUUUUUUCUCCGUACCAACAAUCCGGCCGCUUUGAAGCUGUACGAAACGAAGGUUCUGCCCAACAGGUAUGGAGGAUUCGUGAACCUGUCGUUCGGUAUGCAGCUGGUCCGGCAGGGCGGGUAUGCGUUUCACUGUGAAACUUCGUACGGCAAUGCACUCAUCAUAGAAACGUUCACCGAACGGGAAAUCUGUGAUCUGCAGCAGGUCCAGCUCUAUCCCCAGCGUCCCGUCCAUCUGCCCCUGAUCAAGGGCAGCCCGUUGCGGGAGCUGUUCAAGAUUAACCUGCAGCUGAUCAAGGAAAGCGGCCUGCUGGCGUACCAUCACGCGCGAUACUAUACGCCCCGGCCCAAGUGCAACAAACAGAGCAGUACGCACACCGAGCAGAUCCAUCUGGCGGAUGUGAGGUUCGCGUUUGUACUGCUGGCCGCUGGUAUGGCCGCCAGCGCAGCAUUACUCGCAUCGGAGCUUUUGUUCUUGCGCCUUCGUACCUGGUGGCACGAGCGGCAGAUACGAGCCAUUCCGGCGGGGUUCCGUUGGCUUAAUUAAACAGGCACAAUGACGAUGGGCGUAGAGGGGCGGCUUCCAGGUGCCCCUUCGAUAUGGGAUGUUUGGCUCAACAUGCAACUAUCCACCCAUCUCAAAACGGAAAGAAACUGGCAUACAUUCCAGCACCAUAUUUAACAAACUCCUGCGGGUAAUCACAACACUAUGAACUCGUCAGCACAUGUGUUAUCCUUAGAAACUACCGCACACAGCACUACUUCUUUAUCAAAACCACUUAAUCGUUGACUACCCCGAACAAGCCCGUUGGGCUACAAACAACACGUUGCAUGUUAAACGCAAAUACACGAGAACUAGUCUUCAACGCUGCCGUUUAUUUCGCUACUUCCUCCGAGAAAAAGAAGGUGAAACUUUCUCAAAAUUGAUUUCCAACCAACACUUGCUCUACUCAGCCCGGCUGCAGCGACGGAUCGGUGGUAACUGCCACAUUCUACCUUUACUGUUUGAUGGUAAUCGUGCCGAGGCAUCGGUUCGUUUAUCGGCCACACGGUGUAAAGGUGCCGUUUGAAAACCGUUGCAUCCGUUGCCACGCGGGAAAUUUUGCACGAAGGACGACGUACCUUGGUGGAGCCUCAUUAGCUUUGACGCGUCGAGGCUUGGUUGUGUGCAUCUGGGCGGUCGCCGCUCGGGCCCCCCCAGAAAGGUUCAUGCAUUUCCACCGUUACUGCCCGUUCACACCGUGACAUCACGCACCCUCGCUCUCUUUCUCCUCUUCGAUAGGCGCAAUAGAAUAUUGCACAUUAUGUUUGAUAGACAGGCGAACGCAAACGAGGGAAUUCCCGUAACCCAUAACGUCCCCAAGUGGGCCUGGUUCACCACACC
Messenger RNA from Anopheles coluzzii, 3175 nucleotides. RefSeq names its product ionotropic receptor 75a-like. The coding region runs from base 416 to 2338 and encodes 640 amino acids. The transcript has 6 exons. Gene Ontology annotation, cellular component: membrane. The record is from RefSeq and is a predicted model, not a curated record. Gene Ontology annotation, molecular function: ligand-gated monoatomic ion channel activity. NCBI's taxonomy places the organism in Eukaryota, Metazoa, Arthropoda, Insecta, Diptera, Culicidae.